AUGGCUGUCGCGAAGAUCUUGGCAGCAUCCAACCACUUCGCACGACUGGAGCUCCCACUCGAGGCUGUGGAUGUUGCUGUGGUCAGAAGCCACUACAGGCGCCUCGCUCUGGCGGUGCAUCCAGACAAGUGCCAGGAGCCAAGAGCCAAGGAAGCAUUCCAGGCCAUCAGCGAGGCAUUUGAGAAGCUUUCCUCCACAGUUGGUCAGGCGCAGUGCUUGAGAGAGGCAGGGCGCCCGUCCAAGGUAGCUAAGGUGACCAAAGCCAAGGUGCCAGAGGAGGAUGAGAGGAAUGCCCACUGGUGGGAUACUAAAACCUGGGAAGAGUUCGAGGAACGUCUGCGACACCGGGAACGUGCUGAGGCUGCGCUGCGCCUGCGAUACUGCAGUGGCCUGCGGGCCCGCUUUACAACGCGAAAGAUGCGGGAGCACGUCCGCUCUGCAGAGCGGUCUGUGGAGCACUUAGACCGCAACGCAGGUUUGCCAGAGAGUCCGCUGUGGCCACCGGAGUCGACACAGGCAGCACGGGACGUGGAGGAGGAAGUGGCCAAAGCCCGACAGACGGAGCCUUGGCCUGGCGCAGCCAACGAGCUGCUGCCAGAUUACAACGAGCGUGCUGAGCUCAACGACCCGCCGGUGGCUCUCCAGAGGCUGCUGGAAUUGCUGACGCACCUGCGUGCUGUGCACCGCUACUGCCUAUUCUGUGGAUGCACCUAUGACUCGGCUCAGGACAUGGAUGAGCAUUGCCCUGGCAUAACAGAAGAGGAGCAUGAUGAAGCCACCUCUGCGGGUCUCCGCGGCACUGAAAGCUUUCCGGCUUCAGAGACGCAGGAAGAGGAUCCGCUAGAAGCCUACAUGGCCUCCGUUGAUGCUGAGGCCCAGAAGCAGCAGGGCAAGCGAAAGAAGCGAACCCGUUGA
Messenger RNA from Symbiodinium pilosum, 915 nucleotides. The record is from the annotation of a GenBank genome assembly. Lineage: Eukaryota; Dinophyceae; Suessiales; Symbiodiniaceae.